This is a messenger RNA of Sinocyclocheilus anshuiensis, 3026 nucleotides long. Its product is annotated as gamma-tubulin complex component 3 homolog. Lineage: Eukaryota; Metazoa; Chordata; Actinopteri; Cypriniformes; Cyprinidae. The record is from RefSeq and is a predicted model, not a curated record. The transcript is spliced from 21 exons. Bases 176 to 2749 code for a protein of 857 amino acids. Gene Ontology annotation, cellular component: spindle pole; gamma-tubulin complex; microtubule organizing center. Gene Ontology annotation, biological process: microtubule nucleation; meiotic cell cycle; cytoplasmic microtubule organization. Gene Ontology annotation, molecular function: gamma-tubulin binding; microtubule minus-end binding.
CGCACCGCUGCUGUGUUUUCCGUUGACUGUCCGACUGUGGGCACUUUUCGGCGGGUUCCGUUAAAAUGGCGCUGUUGUUGCCAGGAGCAGAAACCCAGCAGAUGAAAAGCGACAGUGGUUAAAAACGCACCGCGGACCGUUUCUGCUCGCACGGAAGGUAAUAUAUACGAGCACAAUGGCGGCGCUUGAUCAGAAAUCCCCCAACGUGCUUCUGCAGAAUCUGUGCUGUAAGAUCACGGGCAAGAGUGAAGCUGAUGUAGCCCAUCAGUUCCAGUAUGCCGUGCGGGUCAUCGGAAGUAAUUACGCACCCACAAUUGAACGGGAUGAGUUUCUGGUGUCUGAAAAGAUUAAAAAAGAAUUGCUGAAACAAAGACGGGAAGCAGAUGCUGCCCUUUUCUCUGAAUUGCACAGAAAGCUUCAGACCCAGGGUGUGUUGAAACAUAGAUGGUCCAUCUUAUACCUCCUGCUCAGCCUCUGUGAGGACCCAAGGAAGCCGUCUAACCGUGUUCCUGUGUGUAGUUAUGGAGCUCUGCUCACCCAGGCUCGUGAUGUCCACUCCACCCCGUUUUACUACGCCCGUCCCCAGAGCCUCCCGCUCAGCUACCCAGAGCGCUCAGCCACUGCCCAUAACUCCAGCAUGGCUACCAGUGGCAUCAGCAGUAUGGGAGUAUUCUCGAUCAAUGGGCCUGGGCCGACCCCUCCGUCUCUACUCACUGGACCGGGACCCCAAGCUGUCGGUGAGUCUAUGAGAGGGUCUCGUCUAGCCUGGACUCUCCCGGUCUCCAGUUCACCCUCUGGGGCAGCUGCUGCCCCUCGUCCCCCCAGUGGACCCUCUUCCAGUCCGGCACCCAAACUCCCACAGAGACAGAGACGGGAUGAAGAUGGCAGUGCUGAGAUUGGGGAGGCUGCUCUCGUCCGAGACAUUCUUUAUGUUUUCCAGGGAAUAGAUGGAAAGUUCAUCAAGAUGUGCAGCCCAGAAAACUGCUACAAAAUUGAUUCAAAGGUGCCACUGUGUAAGUCUCUAAGAGACACUAGCAGCAGGCUAGCAGAGCUCGGCUGGCUCCACAAUAAGAUUAGAAAAUAUACAGAUUCCCACAGCCUGGAUCGAGCCUUUGGCCUAGUCGGGCAGAGUUUUUGUGCUGCAUUGCAUCAAGAGCUGAAGGAGUACUACAGAUUGUUGUCUGUACUUCAUGCACAGCUCCAGGUGGAAGACGAUCAGGGUGUAAACAUGAGCGUGGAUAGCAGUCUGACUCUGAGGAGACUGCUGGUGUGGACCUACGACCCCAAGGUUCGGCUGAAAACACUAGCCGCACUGGUGGACUACUGCCAAGAUCUCCAUCUGACUAUCGAAACCUGUGUUCAGUUCUUUGUAGCCUCAGACCCAACGGUGAAGACAGACAGACUGUGGCAUGACAAGUACUCUCUGAGGAAGAGUAUGAUCCCCGCCUUCAUCACCAUGGAUCAAGCCAGGAAGGUGCUACUCAUUGGCAAAUCCAUCAACUUCCUGCAUCAGGUAUGCCACGACAGGACGCCGCCGGGAAAGAUCAUGCCUGCCUCCAAAUCCACCGACUCUCCCAAAGAUGCGUCAGUGUUGUUCACUGAUCUGGAAGGGGCCUUUCAGAGUAAGAUUGAUGCUGCAUAUUUUGAGACCAGUAAGUAUCUGUUGGAUGUGUUGAAUAAGAACUACCAGCUGCUGGAGCAUCUUCAGGCCAUGAGGAGAUACGUGCUGCUGGGCCAGGGAGACUUCAUCCGACACCUCAUGGACCUCCUCAAGCCAGAGUUGGCGAGGGCUGCCACCACUCUUUACCAACACAAUCUAACCGGUAUCCUGGAGACUGCUGUCAGAGCAACCAAUGCCCAGUUUGACAGUCCGGAGAUACUGAAGAGGCUUGAUGUCCGGCUACUGGAGGUUUCUCCUGGAGACACUGGUUGGGACGUCUUCAGUUUGGAUUACCAUGUAGAGGGGCCCAUUGCCACGGUGUUCACCCGUGAGUGCAUGAGCCACUACCUGCGAGUGUUCAACUUCCUGUGGAGAGCUAAAAGAAUGGAGUACAUCCUCACAGAUAUAUGGAAGGGUCAAAUGUGUAACGCCAAACUGCUGAAGAGCAUGCCGGAGCUCUCUGGUGUGCUGCACCAAUGUCACGUUCUAGCUUCCGAGAUGGUCCACUUCAUCCAUCAGAUGCAGUAUUACAUCACAUUUGAGGUGUUGGAGUGCUCUUGGGAUGAGCUGUGGAAUAAGGUCCAGCAGGCUCAGGAUCUGGAUCACAUUAUAGCAGCUCAUGACGUUUUCCUGGACUCCAUCAUUUCUCGCUGCCUGCUGGAUGUGAACAACAGGCCUCUGUUGAAUCAGUUGCGCGCAGUGUUUGAUCAGAUCAUUGAGUUCCAGAAUGCUCAGGACACUCUGUACCGCUCUGCUCUAGAAGAGCUGCAACUACGCAUCCAAUUCGAGGACAAGAAGAGACAGAGGGAAGAAAUGGGCGAGUGGGGUGUAACAGCAGAGCAGGAGGCCGAGGAGAACAGACGUGUGCAGGAGUUUAAAGACACCAUACCAAAAAUGUGCUCUCAGCUCAGAUUACUCACACACUUCUAUCAGGGCAUAGUGCAGGAGUUUCUGCGGCUGCUAAUGUCGGAUGAGAGUCUUCAGUUCCUCAGUUUCCGUCUGGACUUCAACGAGCAUUAUAAGGCCCGUGAUCCACGCCUGCGGCCCUCGCUAGGGGCCACUAGAGGGAGACGAAGCGCCAACAUCUGACCUUGCAGACUUUGGGAAAGUUAAUGUUAUGUGGUUGCUGUCAAGAGACUGUUUACUAAUAGGGCUAUGCAGAACUUUUCUGGCGCUCUGUAAGAAACUCAUAUAACAGGGAAACUGUUUAUAGAAUGUCCUAUUUAAGUGUCAUCGCCAAAUAAUUUCAGGCACACACAAUCGACUAUCUCGUGGUUUUACAGUGUAAUUGUCAGUAGCACGAGGUCGCAGGUCUGUUUUUUUUUUUUUCUUCAGUUAAUGUGUGAAUAUUAGUUUUGUUUUUGUA